Messenger RNA from Acipenser ruthenus (sterlet), 3498 nucleotides. RefSeq names its product transcriptional activator Myb-like. The record is from RefSeq and is a predicted model, not a curated record. The coding region runs from base 197 to 2389 and encodes 730 amino acids. Gene Ontology annotation, molecular function: RNA polymerase II cis-regulatory region sequence-specific DNA binding; DNA-binding transcription factor activity, RNA polymerase II-specific. Gene Ontology annotation, biological process: regulation of DNA-templated transcription. The transcript has 16 exons. NCBI's taxonomy places the organism in Eukaryota, Metazoa, Chordata, Actinopteri, Acipenseriformes, Acipenseridae. Gene Ontology annotation, cellular component: nucleus.
UGAUGGAAUCUGUUUACAGUCACUACACUUUAAUCUCAACCUGCUUCCUCCUCUCUUGAGAUACACGCUUGUCUUUAGCUGAACACUUGCAGUAGCAGUCACUCCUUCAGUACCUUGAUGAUGGCUAGACGGCCAAGGCACAGGUACAAUAACAGAUUUUGUUUACAGCAGUGAUGAGGAUGAAGAAGAAAUUGAAAUGUAUGACCAUGAUUAUGACGGACCAGUGCCAAAGUCUGGGAAGCGACAUCUAGGUAAAACUAGAUGGACCCGUGAAGAAGAUGAAAAACUGAAGAAACUAGUUGAACACCAUGGAACUGAAGACUGGAAAGUUAUUGCCAGUUUCCUUCCUAAUCGAACAGAUGUGCAGUGCCAGCACCGAUGGCAAAAGGUGUUGAAUCCUGAACUCAUCAAGGGGCCGUGGACAAAAGAAGAGGAUCAGCGGGUGAUCGAACUUGUGCAAAAGUAUGGCCCCAAACGCUGGUCUGUCAUUGCAAAGCAUUUAAAGGGGAGAAUUGGCAAGCAGUGCAGGGAACGGUGGCAUAAUCAUUUGAACCCAGAAGUGAAGAAAACUUCCUGGACGGAGGAAGAAGACAGAAUUAUAUUCCAAGCACAUAAAAGACUGGGAAAUAGAUGGGCAGAAAUUGCUAAACUCCUUCCUGGAAGGACUGAUAAUGCUAUCAAGAACCACUGGAAUUCCACAAUGCGACGAAAGGUUGAACAGGAAGGUUAUCUCCAACUUUCUCCCAAAACAGGCCAGCCACCAUUGGCUGCAAAUUACAAUAAGAGCAACCACAUAAUGGGUUUCGCCCAUUCGUCCACACCCACUCAGAUACCAACAACACAGCCCACAAUGAAUGGAGAUUAUCAAUAUUACCACAUCCCAGAAACACAAAGUAUUCCUGGUCCCGUUCCCUUUCCUGUAGCUCUGCAUGUGAAUAUACUCAACAUUCCCCAACCUGCUGCUGUAUCAGUUCAGAGACAGUAUAAUGAUGAAGAUCCUGAGAAAGAGAAAAGAAUAAAGGAAUUAGAGUUGCUACUUAUGUCGACUGAGAAUGAACUGAGAGGGCAGCAAGCAUUACCAAGCCAGGUGCCAAACUACUCCGGAUGGAAUGCCACAGUGAUGGCUGACAACUCAGGAUCUCAUGGUGACAAUGUUAACAUUUCCUGUUUGGGAGAACAGCAGCAGCGGUCUGCUCCCCUGGACCACGGCUGUCAUCCUGAAGACAGAGCCUCCCCAGCACGCAGCAUGGCAGUCAACCAAAAUAAUGGCAUGUCGCCUCUCCCUGAGUUUACAGAAACACUCCAGCUAAUAGAUUCGGAUCCUUCCACAUGGGCAGAUCUCAGCAGUUUUGAACUCCUUGAAGUUGCAGAUGCUUCGCCUUGCAAAACACCAUCCAACAAAUGCACAGAGCUUCAGCAAAAAGAGGGCACUGUGUGCGAAAGUUCUGAACACACUAACUCACGCUUAAACAAAAGCAUGCUGUGUCAGGACUCUCCUGCUUUGCUCAAGUCACUUUCUGCCUCAAAGUUUGCUGCCUCUCCUGCAGUCAGCCUUCGCAAACUGAAAGGGAUUGCCAACCAUUCGGCCAGUGGUGACAGUAGCACCUUCACAAUAGCAGACUUCAGCUGCUCUACUCCCAAGCGUUCCCCGGUCAAAAGCCUGCCCUUCUCACCCUCGCAGUUUUUCAACACCUCAGGAAAUCAAGUAAAUCUAGAGAUUGGCAAUCCAUCAUUAACAUCCACUCCUGUUUGUAUUCAGAAAUCAAUGAUUACAACUCCACUGCACCGGGACCACAUACCUAAACCUCAGAAAGAGAAUGAUGUUUUCAGAACGCCAAAUAUCCGUCGAUCAAUAAUGGAGACAUCUCCAAGAACUCCUACUCCUUUCAAAACUGCACUGGCUCUACAGGAAAUCAAAUAUGGCCCUUUAAAGAUGCUGCCCCAAACUCCCCAUCUUGAACAAGACUUGGAAGAUGUCAUCAAACAAGAAGCUGUUGAGUCUGGGAUUGCAACUGGGUUGCAUGAAGAUGAACAGCCUCUCUUAAAGAAAAUUAAACAAGAGGUGGAAUCCCCAUGUGAGAGAAUAAGGCAUGCCCUUCAGUGGGAAGAAGAAAACCUCAACACUCAGCUCUUCACACAAGGCAAUUCUUUGGAAGAUGCACCGAAUCUUCUUACAAGUUCGAUGUUAAUGAUGCCUGUAUCUGACAAAAAUGAAGACAACCUCAUUAAAGCUUUUAAUAUGCCUCGAAGAUCACUUGGAAGUCCAUUACAGCAGGUCAAGAUAUGGGGGGAAUCAGUUGCUUGUGGAAAGACUGAAGAUCAAAUGCUUGUAACAGAGCAGGCCCGCAAAUAUAUUAACACAUUCUCAACCAGGACUCUAGUCAUGUAAAGGUUUCAAGCUAAGCAUUAUAACAUGUAUAACAUUUUAAAACACUUCAGGUUGAUUUAAAAAUCAACGUUCCCUCUUCAUGAAGAUACAAUUAGGAGGGGAACCUAUUUGUUGUGGUACAACAGUUGGGAGCAGCACAAUACAGUUUGACAUUGUGCAUUCACUUGUUGGAUUUCAACCAACCAAAGAAAACGUAAUGACAAGUUUACCUGAGUUACUAGGUAAUAAUAUUUUUUGUAUCACUUAGAUGUAUAAUUUAUGCAUAAUAAUAUAAAGAACAACCUGCAUAAUUUAUUUGUUUGAAUAUUGUUGUCCGAAAAUUGGCAGACAAGCAGUGUUUUAUGCCAGUAUUCUUAUUUUCCUCUUGUUGCAUGAGGUGUGGGUGGAACACAUGUACAAAAUCACAGUAUCAGCAGUCAUACAUGGUUGAACUAAAUGCACUGAUGGGAAGUAUUGUGUUAAAGCAUUAUUACAGACCGAAUUAAGAUAAUCAAGAGUGUGAAUAUUCAAUAAUAUUCUGUUUAAGUACUUGUUUGGUUUUAAACCACUAUUUGUGUGUGUGCGUGUGUUUUUUUUGUUUUUUUUUAGCUUGUCUGAUGAUAAUACUGUAUGGAAAAUUGUUUUAUUUGAACAAAUGUAUUAUAUUUUUUAUGUUAUAAUUUAAUUUUUGUAAAUGCCAAAUGGAAGAGAAUCUAUUUGCUGCUAAAUAGUUUAGCAUGUAGACUGCUAGUGUCAAAUGGGCAGUAGAGCUUUACUAAAUUGGAGAACCUACUGCACUACCAUUGAGGGGGAAGUUCUUUUUUUUGUUAUUUGGAAACACUGUUCUUGGGAGAUGACAAAAUGGUCUUGCACCUUCACUUUUGGGGAAACACUGUAUUUAAAAACAAAAAAUACAGGCUUUGAAAUGUUCUUAGUUACUCUUUUAUGUUUGUUUUUUUUUAUAUCGCACCUUCAUUCGACUGCCGUAGCAAACAUCAAACUAACACUUUGAAACAAUGUAGUAAACUUUGCUGCCUUUUUAUAGCUUUUGGUGCAACUCAUCUGCACUUACUUUUUUAUACAAAUUUGUAUAUCAACUGCCUUGUAAAUAAAGUGUGUUUUUUUUUUUA